Molecule: messenger RNA, 283 nt
Organism: Rotaria sordida
Lineage: Eukaryota; Metazoa; Rotifera; Eurotatoria; Philodinida; Philodinidae
Source: the annotation of a GenBank genome assembly
AUGGUGAAUAUAGAUAAUAAUAAAUUUUAUUUCGAUCUUAAAAAUUAUUUUAUUCGAUUUGUACCCAAUGAAGAUAAUUUGGAUAUAAUAAAUGGAGAUGAUAAAUCAAAUUUAACAAUUAAUCCUAUAAGUAGAAAUAUUCGUCAUGCACUUGAAUAUUGUGUCAAUGAUUUAAGACGUGAUCGAAAUAAAACUAUCGAACGACUUCUUAAUGAAAAAAAUGUUAAUGAUAUUUUUUGUUCUAUUGCACAGUUGUUACUAAGCAACGAUGAUCGGUAAGAAU